Macadamia integrifolia is the source of this 1587-nucleotide messenger RNA. Its product is annotated as scarecrow-like protein 15. The transcript has a single exon. Gene Ontology annotation, cellular component: nucleus. The record is from RefSeq and is a predicted model, not a curated record. Gene Ontology annotation, biological process: regulation of DNA-templated transcription. Lineage: Eukaryota; Viridiplantae; Streptophyta; Magnoliopsida; Proteales; Proteaceae. Bases 1 to 1587 code for a protein of 528 amino acids. Gene Ontology annotation, molecular function: sequence-specific DNA binding; DNA-binding transcription factor activity.
AUGAAAUCUCCCUUUACCAGUCACCACCCAAAACAACCCCAGCUCUCCUGCAACACCCCCACCCAUAAUCCCAGUUUCAAUAACACUGCUUCCUGCUACGAACCCACUUCCGUUCUUGACAUCCGUCGCAGUCCAAGCCCAGUCGCAGGUGCACCUGAUUCAGUUCUAUCUUUUCCGGUGGUUCCCGGCGUCUCUUUGGACGACCCUUCUCUUCACUGGGACGACCCCCCACUUCAUCAUCUUCCGUUUUUGCCAUCGGACGAUUGGGAUUCCAUGACAUGGGGUUUCGGUGAAAAAGAUGAUUCUGCUUCCAUGUCCAAAACUCUCCCCCACUUGAGCACCUUUGACCCCCAAAACCCCAAUACACCUCACGUCCUACCCUCUGACUCUUGCUUCCCUGUUUCUUCCGUUGUUCACUCUGAUUAUAAUGCCUCUGGUGUGUUCACUUCGAAUCAAAAUCCAAAUUCUGACCACGAAUUUGAUUGUUUACAGUUGGAUCAGCUCAUUAGAGCUGCCGAGUGCUUCGAGUCAACGCAGUUGCAGCUUUCUCAGGGGAUAUUGGAGCGGCUCAAUCAACGUUUGCGUUCACCCGAUGGAAAACCACUCCAAAGGGCUGCCUUCUACUUCAAAGAAGCCCUUCAGUCGCUUCUCACCGGCUCCAAUCGAAUCACCGCAUAUUCCUCUACUUCAGCAACAUUUCAUAAGAUUAGAGCAUACAAGGCCUUCUGUGAGAUAUCUCCCAUCGCUCCAUUCGCUAAUUUCAGCACUACCCAAACGCUCCUUGAGACCCUGAACGGAGCAAGGUUCAUCCAUGCCAUAGAUUUCGAGAUUGGUCUCGGACUUCAAUGGGCAUCGUUCAUGCAAGAGGUCACGAACAGGUCGAAAGCCUAUAACCUUCCUCCGCCCGCUCUCCGAGUUACUGCUGUUAUACCAGAAGAAUCAUUAAUUGAAGCGGAACUCAUCAAGGACAACCUCUAUCAAUUGGCAGAGGAACUCGGAACCCGUUUCCAGAUAAUGUUCCUGAGCGUUCGUAGUUUCGAAACGGCAAUGUUCAAUUCGGUCAGGUUCGUCGAAGGUGAGACGAUCGCCGUCAAUCUUUCGCCAUCAAUUCUCGGACAUCUUUCUUCGUCGGAUUCCAUCUCUCGAUUCUUCUGUCUUCUCCGGCGAAUCCCUCCGCAGAUCGUCCUUUUCGUAGAUACAGAGGGGUGGAGAGAGGCAGGUCCUCCUUCGUUUCGCCGGAACUUCAUCAACGGGCUCGAAUUGUACUCUUCGUUACUGGAAUCGCUCGACGCAGCUAACACCCGUGGCCUCGAUUUUGUGCGGUUAAUUGAGAGGUAUCUUCUGCGGCCCAAGAUUUUCACGGCGGUUGCUGCGGCGAGAAAUCGCUUGCCCACGUCGUCGUGGUGGGAACUGUUCGCCGCAGCUGGGAUGUCGCCGGUGCCGUUCAGUGAGGUCACGGAGUCUCAGGCUGAGUGUCUGGCGCGGAGGGCACAGGCUGGGGGCUUCCACGUGGCGAAGCGACAGACGUCGAUUCUGCUGUGCUGGCAUGAUAGAGAGCUGCUUGCCACGUCAUCUUGGAGGUGCUAG